Messenger RNA from Aspergillus niger, 489 nucleotides. RefSeq lists its product as uncharacterized. Lineage: Eukaryota; Fungi; Ascomycota; Eurotiomycetes; Eurotiales; Aspergillaceae. The transcript has 2 exons. The record is from RefSeq and is a predicted model, not a curated record. The coding region runs from base 1 to 489 and encodes 162 amino acids. Gene Ontology annotation, molecular function: copper ion transmembrane transporter activity. Gene Ontology annotation, cellular component: plasma membrane. Gene Ontology annotation, biological process: copper ion transmembrane transport; intracellular copper ion homeostasis.
AUGGACAUGUCUAUGGGCUCCUCCACCUCCACCUCUAUGUCCAUGCCCAUGUCCACCUCUUCCUCCUCUUCUUCUUCUAUGUCUAUGUCAAUGUCAAUGGUCUUCAUGAACGCCCACGACACCCCCCUCUUCUCCAACCAAUGGACCCCCUCGUCCAGCGGUACCUAUGCCGGUACCUGCAUCUUCCUCAUCGUCCUCGCCAUCAUCUCCCGCUGUCUGGCCGCCUUCAAAGCCCUUAUGGAACGCCGCUGGCUUGACGCCCACGUCAACCGUCGCUACAUCGCCGUCGCAGGGAAAUCCACCGAAGCGGGUCGCAUUGACUCGGAUCCUGAAUCCAAAGAAGCCAGUCUCAUCACAGCCCAAGGUGUCGAGGAGAAAGUCAAGGUCAUCCGCAAAGCGGCACGCGAACCACUCCCUUGGCGCUUCAGUACGGAUCUUCCUCGCGCGCUGCUCUUUCUUGUCAUCACGGGUGUCUCUUACCUACUAUAG